Molecule: messenger RNA, 7007 nt
Organism: Vidua macroura (Pin-tailed whydah)
Lineage: Eukaryota; Metazoa; Chordata; Aves; Passeriformes; Viduidae
Gene: LRIG3
Product: leucine rich repeats and immunoglobulin like domains 3
Exons: 19
Coding region: 76-3387 (1103 amino acids)
Molecular function (GO): protein binding
Source: RefSeq, a predicted model, not a curated record
GGUCGUGCCGCGCUCGGCUCUGUCAGUGGGGGGAACGCCAGGGACGGGAGCGUGGGCAGCGGCUCCGAGCCCGCCAUGCUCCGCCGGUCCCGCUCGGCGCUCGCCGUCCUCCCGGCGCUGUUCCUGCUGCCGCUGCUACUUGGCGGCCGCCCCGCCGCCGCCCGCUGCCCCGCGCCCUGCCGCUGCUCUGGGCACCUCGUCGCCUGCAGCCGCCUGGAGUGGAGCCGGCUGCCCGAGCGGCUGCCCCGGGGGGCGGUGCAGCUGGACUUAAGUCACAACAAAUUAUCUUCAAUCAAGACCAGUAUCUUGGAUCACCUUCAUAGUCUUCAGGAAGUGAAGUUGAACAACAAUGAACUGGAGAUAAUUCCAGAUCUGGGACCAGUCUCGGCAAAUAUAACUCUUCUGUCUUUGACGAAUAACAAUAUUGCCAACAUUUUGUCUGAACAUCUGAAGCCAUUUCAGAGUCUAGAAACUUUGGACUUGAGCAACAACAACAUAUUGGAGCUAAAAAUUUCAUCAUUUCCAUCAUUACAACUCAAGUAUCUGUAUAUUAACAGUAACCGAAUAACCUCUAUGGAGCCUGGUACCUUUGACAAUUUGUCUACCACACUUCAAGUAUUGAAACUGAACAGGAACAAAAUUUCAGCAAUUCCUCAAAAGAUGUUUAAACUGUCCCAUCUGCAGCACCUGGAGCUGAAUCGCAACAAAAUAAAAAAAAUAGAUGGUCUCACUUUCCAAGGACUUCCUGCUUUGAAAUCAUUAAAACUGCAGAGAAAUGGGGUUAUGAGGCUCAUGGAUGGUGCUUUCUGGGGUUUGACCAACAUGGAAGUCUUGCAGCUGGACCAUAAUAACUUAACAGAGGUAACCAAAGGCUGGCUUUAUGGCUUACUGAUGCUGCAGCAACUCCAUCUCAGCCAAAAUGCCAUCAGCAGGAUCAGUCCUGAUGCCUGGGAAUUUUGCCAAAAACUCAGUGAACUAGAUUUGACAUUCAAUCAAUUAACAAGGUUAGAUGAUUCAAGCUUCAUUGGGUUAAGUGUGCUGGUUGGACUGUACAUUGGAAACAACAAAGUAAAUUACAUUGCUGAUUGUGCCUUCAAGGGACUUUCCAGUCUACAGAUUUUGGAUCUGAAAAACAAUGAAAUAUCAUGGACUAUUGAAGAUAUGAAUGGUGCUUUCUCUGACCUAGAUAAACUUAAGAAGCUGAUGCUCCAAGGAAACAGGAUUAGAUCCAUUACAAAGAAAGCAUUUUCUGGUUUGGAUGCACUUGAACACUUAGAUUUAAGUAACAAUGCAAUUAUGUCAGUUCAAGGAAAUGCAUUUUCACAAAUGAAGAAACUCAAAGAAUUGCACUUUAACACAUCAAGUCUCUUGUGUGACUGCCAGUUGAAAUGGCUACCACAGUGGAUGUCAGAGAACAGCUUCCAGAGCUUUGUAAAUGCCAGUUGUGCCCAUCCUCAGCUGCUGAAAGGGAGAAGUAUUUUUGCUGUCAGCCUAGAUGGGUUUGUCUGUGAUGAUUUUCCUAAACCACAGAUCACUGUCCAGCCAGAAACCCAGUCAGCAAUUAAAGGCUCCAAUUUGAGUUUUGUGUGUUCAGCAGCCAGCAGCAGUGAUUCCCCAAUGACUUUUGCAUGGAAGAAAGACAACGAAUUACUGCAAGAUGCUGAAAUGGAGAAUUACGCACACCUCCGAGCCCAGGGUGGAGAAAUGAUGGAGUACACCACCAUCCUUCGACUGCGCAAUGUGGAAUUCAGUAAUGAAGGGAAAUACCAGUGUGUUAUUUCAAAUCAUUUUGGUUCAUCCUACUCUGUCAAAGCCAAACUUACAGUAAACAUGCUGCCUUCAUUUACAAAAAUCCCUAUGGACUUAACCAUUCGAGCUGGGGCAAUGGCACGUUUGGAGUGUGCUGCAGUUGGGCAUCCUAUCCCACAGAUUGCUUGGCAGAAAGAUGGUGGAACAGAUUUUCCUGCAGCACGCAAGAGGCGCAUGCAUGUCAUGCCUGAAGAUGAUGUAUUCUUUAUUGUUGAUGUAAAGAUUGAGGACACAGGUGUUUACAGCUGUACAGCUCAAAACACUGCUGGAAGCAUUUCAGCUAACGCAACAUUAACCGUACUAGAAACACCAUCAUUUUUGCGGCCUUUGCUGGAUCGAACUGUAACAAAAGGUGAAACUGCAGUCUUGCAGUGCAUUGCUGGUGGUAGCCCUCCACCCCGACUGAACUGGACUAAGGAUGACAGCCCUCUUAUGGUAACAGAAAGACACUUCUUUGCUGCAGGCAAUCAGUUACUAAUUAUUGUGGACACAGAUGUGGAAGAUGCUGGGAAAUACACUUGUGAAAUGUCUAAUACACUUGGAACAGAACGAGGCAACAUCCGUCUUAAUGUAAUUCCUACUCCCACCUGUGACUCUCCUCAAAACAUUGCCCCAUCACUUGAUGAUGAUGGAUGGGCCACAGUUGGCAUUGUGAUCAUAGCUGUGGUUUGCUGUGUGGUGGUCACUUCCUUGGUGUGGGUGGUCAUCAUCUACCACACCAGAAGGAGGAAUGAAGAUUGCAUCAUCACAAAUACAGAUGAAACAAAUUUGCCUGCUGACAUUCCAAGUUACCUAUCAUCCCAGGGGACACUGGCUGAAAGGCAGGAUGGAUAUGGCUCAUCUGAAAAUGGCAGUCACCAUCAGUUCCUCUCAUCUUCUGUAGGAGGGUAUUUCCUGCAGCAGAGGGAUAGUAAUGGCAUUUGCCAUCUAGAUAACAGCAGUGAAACAGACUUGGAGGGUGUUGCAGAUCCAUUCCUAUGCCAUUAUCUGGGGACUUCGGGGACUUUGCAUUUAAAAGGUGGCGCUUACAGUUCUGACGCAUUUGAAGCAUACAGUACAAGUUGCAGCCCUGACCAGAGAACAGCAGGCUUGGGCCCUUAUGAGUCUGGAUAUUUAAAGAAAAAGGAAUGCUGUCAAUACUCACCUCCACAGGAAGAUCCCUUUGACCAGUGUGUUGGCAUUAUUGGGACACAAACUACAAAUAGCAGAUUGAUGAACUCUAUUUAUACUCAAAAUGAAGGAACUGGACUGAAAAGCAAAACUCUCAACUCAGGCACAUUUGAUUUAAACAGAAGUUUGGAAUCCUCAUCCACGAGUAAAAGCACUUUCAUGGGAACAUUUGGAAAACCUUUAUGGAGGCCUCAGCUGGACUCUCUUUCAAGCUGUAAACAGCCAGCAAAUUGCCAGCCAAAAACCUCCCAUAAUAAUCAUCAUGUCUCACUGGACUUUGAUGCACAGGCAGAUGAAGAGGGAAAGGAAAGGACAGUUUCUAGAGGAGAAAGUAACUUUUAUGCUUGCAAACAGUCCUUUGAAAAUUUUAGGACUUCUACUUUCCAAUCCUGUGAUUCGGAUACGUAGCUCCUUUUGGACUUAACAAUUUCUGGAACCAAAGAAAUAAUUUGACAUACUACUACCUCAGUAUGGAACUUUAUUUAAAAAGGGAAUAAGGAGAAGAAGGGAAGAAAGAAAUCACAUGAUGCUCUGAAAUCAGAAGAAAAAAAAAUCUUUUGCCAAUAAAGCAUAAUUUCCAAGAUGUUCUACAUUGGUUAUACAGGGAAAAAAUCCUUAGAAAAAUACUAUAUUUGUAUUUAUUUUAUAGCCUUUUUCUAAUGCAAAUAAUAUGUUUUGUAAAUUAAUGGUGUAAAUAUUACAGUGUAUGUAUUUCUAUGUCAGACUUCAUUUUCUUGAAAUGAGCAGUAAGCAUUCUAAUUUUGUACUGUUACUUGUACCUUUUUACAAAUGGAAACUCCAUGCUGUUUGCAGGUAUCAUGCAUCUUAUUUGCACAUUACUUUAAUAAAAUAUGCUGCCGCGUGGUCUCUGACCCGUAUUAGUGUAUGAAGAAUGAAAAGUGUGAAUUACGUUUGUAGACAGUGUUGCAAAUGUAGGUGCUUUCUGAUGCAUGUUUGCACCUUCAUUUGACUUAAACUUGUACCUUUAAAUUUACUGUGUAAAAUAUGUUCAUCUUCAAAGAGUGGGUGUGGUCCUGCCACACUGCUGGUAAGGUGGGCUGCAGCUAUUUGAACUAAAGCAAGGCUGUAAAUCCUCCAGUCUGAAUUCCCCCUGUCAGAUGUGCACACAUAUGCUCUCAGUUUUCAUGCCUGUGAGGCUGUAGUACCAGCAGUUUCCCUGUGCCUUUGGUAGUGUGCCUGCAUCUGGUGGAGGGAUAUACACAGCAGAUGUACAAAUUCACAUCAAGCUAUUUAGUAAAAGAAAAAAAAAAAGGCGCUGGAUAUCUGCCUGGUAACCUAGCUUUUCUCUGAGUGGCUUAGUGUCAAGUGUUUGCCAAAUAUGCAGUGCGUACCUGAGUCUUUGCUUUCCCAUACCCUUUCUCCCUCUUUUUUUGCUUCUGCAGCCACUCCCUGCUCAACAUGACGACGUAAUCCAAGAAUAAGAUAAUGGUUUUUUUUUGUUUAAUUCAUUCCUUAUUUGGCUGCCCUUCUCUGGAUACAGAUGAGAUCUGUGCUUUAUUUAAUUGCUCAGUCAAGUUGAGCAAUUGUAGACUCUUGCUGGAUUAUAUUUGUAGUUAUGAACCCAGUAUCUUUACCUAUACAAGAGGAAGAGGAUUGCUUACUAUAAAACAGUAGUUAAAACUGAGUGAAAACAGUCUUUGUGUUUCCACGGUGCCUAUUGUUUUAAAAAGCUGUGAAUCCUGUUGUCAUCGCUGCAAAACAGUGAUGACUUCAAAAUGGUUAAUUCUACAGGACAUUGGCUUUUUAAGUCUGCCUGCUUUGAAGGUGCAAACGUACAUGGUUGCCAAAUAGCUUCUUUUAAACUAAAUUGAAAGCAGCUGUUAGAAUAGGCCAUCACAGGCAUCAUGGCUAAAGUGAGAGCAAAGAUUUUGUUGCCUGGUGUAGCUGAACUAAGGGCUUUUAGUUGUCUGCAGCCAGAAACCUGGUACCCAGAUUGCAACGCAAUUUCCCUUUAAUUUAGGCACCAGUAUUAGAGACAGGAAGUUAAUCCAUCCUUAGUCACUGGUGGUCUAAGCAUACAGAAUGGAUUUUGCGUGCUUUAGUUGAUCAUAUUGCCAGAUUUUUUGACUUACUGUUAAUUUGUCUUCAUUGCUGCCAGAUGUGCUGAUGUGGUGAAAGACAUUGGUACAAGUAUUUGAUUCUAAUUAAGUGCAUUUGAAAGAGAUUAAUUUUUCCUCAGUUAAGCACAAACCUGUAGGUCAAUAGGGCAAGAAAUCUAAAAUUUGAUUCACUCAAUAUCUCUCCUUUUUCUCCCCCAAAACCCACUCCCCAGUGGCCCUGUUUUUAGGGAGAGGAGAGCUGGGGCCUGUGAUCACUCCUGUUAAUAACCAGACAUUGCUUUCUGACAUAUUAAAAAAUACCCAAGUUAAAAACACUAACUCCAGAUUUAGUGUUUAUCCUUAAGAACUCCAUGUUAAAGAUCCCUCAUGAAAAACAAGCUUUAAAUUCUGUCGUGGGUGAAGGUUGAGAACAGUGGCAAUGUCAUUCCUUUUUAAUCUCCUUUGCAAAGAUACUAAUCUUCCAAAGGCUUGGAUGUCUGUACCUAAGUAAAUGUUCAGGGUCAGUGACUGAAUUUUAAGUGCUUUUUAUCAAGUUGCAUUUAGCAAUCUAGACAUAGGAAUUACUUAAAAUUUUAUUUGAUGCUUUAAAUGCCCAGAAAUGGAAAUGAAAGCUCUCAAGUCCUCUUUUCUGCUAGCUUGAGUUUUUAUGUUUUAUAAGUGGAUUGUGCUUAAAUAUACAGUGGGUAUCUGUAAAGUGCAAGAUACACUGUAAAGUUUCAAUAACUUAGUACUUCUUUUUAAACCGGAGAUGUAACCAAACACCUGUUUUAAAGGCUUGGAAGUUUCCUUGCCUUUUUUUUUUUUUUUUCCUCCCCUCUUAAGAUGCAGAUGUUAGUGAGCUGGUAGUUGGGUAUUUACUGAGCUGAAAAGUAAAUUGUAAGUUGAUGUGAUGGGGAAAUAAAUUGCAGCCAACCCUGAGUAAAGCUUGCACUGCAUCUCAAGAGUUAGAAUGAGAAACAAGUGUUGUGUUGCUGAAUGACAAAACAGACAUUUUGCAGUUUUAUGACCAGCAGCAGCUGGAAUCUUGCCAUGGGCUCGCUUAAAACUUACAGAAUGUUCUUUGAUAGCAGUAUCCACUUAAUGCUUUACACAACAAAAUGUUUUGCCUGUUGAACUCAUACAAGCAGUUGCUGAGGUAUAGUUUCUGCAAGCCCUAAAUAGUUUUAGAUAAAUGGAGUUAAUAAUUUACCACAGUUUCUCUGGCACAAACAUUUCCUAAAUGAACAACCUAAAUGGUGUGUCUGAGAUGACACUAGGGAUACCUGCAUACUGACGGGUGUUACAAUUUCAAACAACCUUAUGGAUUACUUCUGUAUUUCAGCAGCACAUGCUUUAAUUUACAAUUCCUAACUUAAGGGGAUCUUGAAAAAUGGCAAAGAGUUAGAUGCAAAGCUUUCUGCAACUGAGGGCUCAUUAGUGUCACCAAACAUUUCAGUCUCGGGGAUCUCUUGAACACUUAAGCCUUAUUCUUUGAGCUGCUUCAAAGAAGCUUAAAACUAAGACUUAGCUUUGUACUGCAAACAUUUGUGUUCUGCCAGUCUUACAAACCAGGACUAUAAUUGAGCAUUGUGUUUCUUCUUGAUUAUAAACAUAAGGAGAAAUUCUAUUAGCUACCUGCAAGAUUUCUUGUUUGGAUAUGACACAUCUCAGAGAAUUAUACUUUCUCAAUGAAGUCGUCUUUUUUGCUCACUUUGUGUAUUGCUUUGUCAUAGAGAAUGUGUCUUGACUAGUUGGAUGUUAAUUUACAAGUCUUGUGAAACUAUUUCAUUAAAAAAAUAGAGACGGGAACCUCCACCUGUUUAGUGAAGAGGAAAAAAACAAUGUAUAACAAGAUGCAGUUUGGGUGCAUACCAUUUUACUUUGAUUAAGAACUUUCCAGAUGCCUUCUGUUUUUAUAUUUCAGGGAAUUGUUACAAGAAGGAAUAAAAGCAACAAUGUCUUGACUCA